CUCUGAGCCAAAGGCAAUAUGCUGCUGACUUCCUGCUCUGAUGCCUGUGGUCUCAAUCUGCUCUGGUGCCUCCUGAUCGUACUCAAAGCCCUGCCAGCAGCUCUCGGGGGUGACCUGUCUGAGCCAUGUGGUGGGCGGGACUGCUCCACCUGUCAGUGUUUCCCAGCCAAGGGAGCAAGGGGUGCUCCUGGUUCUCUGGGUCUGCAGGGCCCUAAUGGACCCAUGGGCUUCCCGGGUCCUCAGGGGCCUCCAGGAGAGAAAGGCCAGAGAGGAGAUGAGGGGCCAACAGGAGCUGCAGGCCUGAAAGGACAUAUGGGAUCUCUUGGUGUUCCUGGUUUUCCAGGUUUGGAUGGAGUUCCGGGACACCCGGGACCUGCUGGAGGUCCAGGACAUCCAGGUCUGGAUGGAUGUAAUGGAACUAGAGGAGAGAAGGGGAAAGGUGGACUUCCGGGAGAACAAGGACGUGACGGAGAACUGGGUUUUCCAGGACCGAAAGGAUAUCCAGGAGAUCAGGCGGUGUAUUUCAUCCGUAACCCUGGAGUGACUGGAGAUGCUGGGCCCAGUGGACAUCCCGGUCUGUGGGGUGAGCAGGGCCUCUCGGGAUCGAAGGGAGCACUGGGUUCUCCAGGACCAAAAGGCCAAGACGGCGUACCUGGAAGCCCAGGUUCUCGAGGUCCACCCGGGGAAAGAGGUCGAUCUCUGCCUGGACAGAAAGGAGAUGAGGGGGAUCAGGGUUUGCAGGGACCUCCGGGGCCCUUUGAGUAUGUUGACCCUCCCGAAGACCUCUACAUCAAAGGAGACAAAGGCUCCCGGGGGGUUAAAGGAGUCUGUGGAAUUGACGGACAGCUGGGUCUGAAUGGGUCACCUGGGAUGGAAGGGGAGAAGGGGAUUUUGGGGCUUCCUGGACCAAGGGGACUCCCUGGACAACCUGGUCUGCGUGGGAACAAAGGAGUUAAGGGAAUCCAAGGAAGCUCAGGACUCCCAGGUCUGAUUGGACGAAAUGGUCCUAAGGGCGAAAGGGGAGAUCCCGGGCCUCCAGGCAACCCCCGGGAGGAAGACAUCACGUACACCGGUCAAGUUGGGGAUCCCGGGUCACACGGCCCGCACGGCCUUAAUGGAGACAGGGGGCGGAUGGGAAUACCCGGCCCCCCAGGACCGCCUGGCAGAUCAAUAGUUGGACUGCCGGGAGUUGUAGGUCAGAAGGGAGUUCCAGGAUGCAAGGGGGUCAGAGGAGAUCCAGGUCAGAUCUCUACAGAGAAACCCACACCUGGAGAACCUGGAAAACCAGGGCGCCGUGGAUUCAGAGGACAUAAAGGACAGCAAGGUGUUCCAGGUACCUACUGUCUCCCUGGAGCCUCAGGACCACGUGGGGACCCAGGUGUGCUCGGACCCACAGGGUUUCAGGGCUCACUGGGAAUUAAAGGUAGUUGUGGCAGCUGUUCUUGUGGCCUUCCUCUUGUACUAAGAGGUGCACCUGGCCCUAAGGGUGACUUGGGAUUUCCAGGCUUCCAAGGAUCCUCUGGACCCACAGGUCCUCGGGGAGAGUACGGUGUUCCCGGAGACACAGGAGAGACUGGUGAGCAGGGUCGGGCCGGAUUGCCGGGUGUCAAAGGCUUUAAAGGACAGAAAGGAGAUUUAACAGUGGAGGAUAUCGAAGGUGAGAAGGGAAACAAGGGACAGCGGGGCCCUGCAGGCAGACAAGGGUUCCCAGGAAGAAGAGGACAGACUGGGCCCUCAGGGGUCCCUGGAAAUCCCGGUUUCCAGGGGGAGAGUUUUUUCAGCUUCCCUGGAGAAAGGGGCCUCAGAGGAACUACAGGGUUAAAGGGAUAUUUAGGACCUCCAGGUCCCCGAGGACCAGAUGCAGAUGGAGCUGUGGGAGAACGUGGACUCCUUGGGGAUCCAGGACCUACUGGAUCCUGUGGCCCCCCGGGGUUAAAGGGGGUUAAAGGUGACCCUCCACCCUUUAGACCCAUAAGACCAGGUGCCCCUGGAGAGAAGGGAGACCCUGGAAGUGCAGGCUACACAGGUUCCCAGGGUUCUCCAGGUUUUCCUGGUGGCAUUGGGUCAGAUGGACCUAAAGGAGACAAUGGGAAGGAUGGACUUCCUGGAAUACCUGGGAAACAAGGACCUCAGGGUGUCACUGGAGAUUAUGGAGAUGAAGGACCUGAAGGCUUCAGUUAUGAUGGAGAUCCAGGCUCUCCGGGACUUCGAGGCUCUGCAGGUCUCAGCGGACCAACAGGAGACUCUGCUUUUGGGCUCCCAGGCUCUAUUGGCUUUCCAGGGACACGGGGCCCUCAAGGACCCAAAGGAGUGCCUGGCGACCCCGGCCAACAUGGUCUACCAGGCAUCGGUGGUCUCCAUGGAUGUCGUGGAGCAAAGGGUCAGAAAGGAGAUGAUGGAGCCCCCGGUAUAACUGGCUGCUCAGGACCCACAUCGAACCGAUGUGAUCCAGGAAAACCUGGUACAAUGGGCCAGUCGGGCUUUCCGGGAUCUAUUGGAGCCCAAGGUAUUUUUGGGGAUAAAGGGGAGAUCGGCAGCGUUGGUUCUGAAGGAAUUGGCCGCAAAGGCUCUGUGGGUGCAUCAGGACUUCCAGGUGUCCGUGGAAAGCCUGGUUGUCAGGGCCCCCCUGGACUCAAUGGAAGCUCGGGACUUCAGGGCACUGGUGGUCCAAAAGGUCUGACUGGACCCCGGGGCUGGGACGGGGUGCCUGGGAACCCUGGAGAGCCUGGUGUCCCCGGAGAUCCAGGCAUGACUGGAGAGAGAGGGUUCAACGGACGAGAUGGUGGUCAAGGAAUCGAAGGGCCAAAAGGACAGAAGGGCUUUCAAGGUCCAACAGGCCCUCCAGGACCGACCAACUACAUCCGCAUUAAAGGAAAGACAGGAGACCCAGGACAUCCCUCCACUGUUGGAUUUACUGGACCUCGAGGAAGCAAAGGUAUGCAGGGAGCAGCAGGCAAGUCAGGGCAUCCAGGGUGCGACGGACCCCCGGGCAUUGUAGGACCCCCCGGGCCCCCUGGACCCUGUGGCAAACAGGGGCCUGCGGGACUCCCGGGACUGAAGGGGUUUGAAGGAUACUGUGGCUUUCCCGGAAGCGUUGGAGAUCCAGGUGACAAAGGAUGCUCAGGGAAACCUGGUGAGCCUGGUCCCCCAGGAUGUAAAGGUCCCAAAGGUAAUAAAGGGGAGUCUGUUGGUUGCUCUGGUCCAAAUGGAGAAAGGGGGCCUCGUGGAGACAAGGGGCACCUAGGACCUCCUGGAUCUCCUGGAGAUCCGGGAGGGUUGGGUUUUACUGGGGCUCCAGGAGAGAAAGGAUCCAAAGGAGAGAAAGGACACCAUGGAAACAUCGGUCCUGGAGGUGUGAUUGGGCCCCCAGGUCCCAGGGGUCAACCAGGUACUCCAGGUAUUGAAGGUAAAAGUGGGGGUGAUGGUCCUCCAGGACACGAAGGCUACCGAGGACUCAAAGGUCCUCCUGGACCGCUGGGACUUCAUGGACUGGACGGACUGAAAGGAGAGAAGGGGGCCACUGGGACCAGAGGUCGGGGCUUUCCAGGUGUUGAAGGUUCCUUGGGUCCACCAGGAGAUAAAGGUCCUCCAGGGCAUCAAGGUCUUUGCGGCACAUCUCAACCUGGACCACCAGGAUACAAAGGCCCCGUCGGAACCAAAGGGCCUCCAGGUAAAUGUGGACCUCCAGGUAAACUUGGACCAGACUGCAAAACUCCUAUCAAAGGGCCCUGUGGAGAUCCUGGCUGUCCAGGCCAAGAUGGAGAGCCAGGGAGUCUUGGUGAGAUCGGGGAUCCUGGUCAAAACCCUCCAAUUCGUGGGGAUAUUGGGGACAAUGGUAACGUGGGAUGCCAAGGGCCAAAGGGACCAAGAGGAUGCCCAGGACAUAUAGGAACACAAGGUUGCACUGGAUACCCAGGACAGAAAGGUAUGAGAGGCGAUAGUGGUUUGUUGGGAAUACCUGGCCCUCGAGGUUGUAAGGGUGUUCCUGGUCACUGUGGAUCUCCAGGACUUCCUGGAUCUCCUGGAGAUCAUGGACCAAAAGGGGAAAAGGGUGACACCUUAGAUCCUGAACUCAUAUCACCUCCAAAGGGUCCUCCUGGAGAAACUGGCUCAACUGGUCAAUUUGGACAUCCUGGCCUGAAUGGAGAACAAGGCCCAUGUGGUCCUAAAGGUGAUAAGGGAGAUUAUGGACCUCAGGGAUGUAAAGGCUGCGAUGGAGCCCCUGGUCUAAAAGGAGACAAAGGAGAGCCAGGCCUGUCAGGAGAGAGUGGAGUAGUGGGACAGAAAGGUAACCGUGGUCCAGAAGGUGAAAAGGGUUCUCACGGACCAACCAAAGAACUGAACUUGGGCUUGUUGGUGAUGCACAGUCAAAGUGCAAACACUCCCAGGUGUCCAGGCAACAUGAACACCCUGUGGGAAGGAUUCAGUCUGCUGUAUCUGGAAGGCCAGGAGCGGGCACACACUCAGGACUUGGGUCAGCCGGGGUCGUGCAUGCGUGUCUUUUCCACCUUGCCCUUCGCUCCAUGUAACAAGCGUACCUGCUCUUACGCCAGUCGUAAUGAUAAAUCCUAUUGGCUAACGACAAUGGAGCCUGUCCCACGUGAACACGUGAGUGGACCCAGCAUCCAAAACUACAUCAGCCGCUGUGUGGUGUGUGAAGCCCCAUCCCUACCCAUCGCAGUGCACAGCCAGUCCAGACAGUCUGUGGAGUGUCCCGAAAACUGGACAGAACUGUGGGACGGAUACUCCUUCGUCAUGCAUACAGGCGCAGGUGAUGAAGGUGGUGGCCAGCCUCUGACAUCAUCAGGUAGCUGUCUGAAAGCAUACAAGGCCCAGCCGUUCGUGGAGUGUCAGGGGCCUCGUGGAACCUGCCACUUCUUCGCCAACAUGUACAGUUUCUGGCUGACCACCCUGACCGACCCGGCGAUGCUGACCAAUGACCAAGAGCAGAGGAGGAGCAUUGCAAAGUGCAAAGUCUGCAUGAGGCUGUGAGCGGGAGGGCUGCCACCUCCACCUGUGUGAGACAGAGAAGAGAUGCUUCAUCUCCACAUCUUUCUCAAGGAAAUCGAGAGGACGCAUCACUUCCUCCAACUUUACGAGGCAGGAGGGAGCGAGUGAGGAUGUGCAGGACUGGUGUGUUUGUCUCUGUGAGGAGAGACCGUCGUCUUACAGUCAGUCAGCUGCUCGGCUGAUAAUCAAUCAGUCCUGAUCUGCAUCAGCUCAGCACUCGCAUCAUUACAUUCAUCAGUAGGUGGGUUAUUAAUGAAACUACUUUAACAUAAAUAAAUUUGCCUAAAUGCUCCAAAAAAUACUUUAAAAACAUGACUUCACAGGAAAGCGCCACACAUUGUGGUUCGGAUGCCCUUCCUGACACGUGCGCCUCUUUCAUCUGUCACUCGAAUUUGGAAACUGUAAAUAUUCAUAUUUGUAAAAACGGCAGCGACGGACAUUCAGGCUACUUGCGUCAGCUCGUGAGGUUAGUGAGUCCUUCUCUGUGCAGAUGACAAACAGACUUUCUUUUGGAUAAAAUAGUCUCAUAAUAUACUUAACAUCCAAUCUGCAGCACAUAGCUGUGUUUUACAGCAGGUCACUUUCCGAGGUUCGUGCUUGGAUGUGUUUUUAUUCCGGUGUGUAACAGGGUUGGGUACGCAGCCUAUUAUCCAGUUUUUAUAUGAUAUCACAUGUGAUUUAGUUUCCUUUAAUUAAUUCAGAGGUGGCUUUAUCUGCAGCUCCGUGUGUGUUCUUGGGCUCCGCGAGAGUAACUUUGUAUGAAAGACAGUUCAAAAUAAUCCUUUUCUAUCUCACAUGUACUGUAAACGAGCUGUUUUAGCUGCUUGAAAUAUUAUAAAUAUAAGUGACUGAUAUUAAUAUUUAAUGUACAUAGCUAACAGUCUAAGAGCCUCUAAAACUUUUCAUGUUUUCUUUUUUAUUGUCUUUUCUGUGGUUGUUACAGUUCAGCAUUACUCAGGGAUGGAAGUAACCAAUUAACCGAAACAAUCUAGUCUUUCUGUAAUAAUUCUUUUUGAGUCAUUUUAGGUGUUUGCCAUAAAUAUAAUUAAAAACAAAAAAACAAAAAAUUCCUGUGAACUACAGGCUGGGAAAUGACAGCGAAUCAGAAUGAGCCACAUUUCUAUCCCAAGUGUUUGUAAAAGUCAGACUGCAGCUCUAAGCGAAGCUUCAGCUGCCACAGUAACAUGAUUAUAAUACUAAUACACACACAGAUACAAAGAAACACAGUCAGGGGGAAACGGAGCGAAUGAAAAAGCCAUGUGCUGUUGCUUACACUCUAUCUCAGCAAGUUUGACAGAGAAAUGAACGUAGUCGGGGGUUAAGGUGGAAUUCAGCAGGGGGCUGUAGAGCUGUCGGCUCUGUGAGCAGGUUUUGUGUGCAGACUGUGAUCAGCUGUAACUAAGAUUGAGGAAGUGAUUCCUCUGCUCUUAUCUUCAACACGACAUAGAGCAGUUAAAGAAACUCUGCUCCUACAGAGAUGAUUAUCUCAUUCAUGGUGCUUGACUCGCUGGUAUAACUCUGAUUUAGAAGAUCAUCGUUUAGCCUGGAAAAAUUAUUUUGUGCUUUAUAAGAAAGCCCUCCAUAGAGCUUGAACAUCUUACUAUUCAUCACUGAUUGAAGAAAAUAAGAACAACUCUAUGUUUGCUGUUAUGGUCUACAGGCCUUUUAGGGUCACAGCUUUAAACCUUUACUCAAAAAGCAACU
Messenger RNA from Pundamilia nyererei, 6714 nucleotides. It is a transcript of the gene col4a4, whose product is annotated as collagen, type IV, alpha 4. Gene Ontology annotation, cellular component: collagen trimer. Lineage: Eukaryota; Metazoa; Chordata; Actinopteri; Cichliformes; Cichlidae. The transcript has 46 exons. The record is from RefSeq and is a predicted model, not a curated record. Gene Ontology annotation, biological process: extracellular matrix organization. Gene Ontology annotation, molecular function: extracellular matrix structural constituent conferring tensile strength. The coding region runs from base 19 to 4992 and encodes 1657 amino acids.